AUGCCGCGCCUAUACCGCCGUUCGCAGCUCCCCUUGCACAUCAAGCGGGCGAUUUGUGCCCAGCAUGUGAGCAACCCCAACAUGCGCCAGGUCGAUCUGGCGCGUUGGUGUUUCACGCGUUACGGGAUCCGUCCCGAUCGUUCUACCAUUGGGCGGGUCCUGAAAAGCGCUGACAGAUGGACCGCCCCGAAUACCAACACUGUGCGUGUGCGUGGCGGCGCAUAUCCGGAGCUCGAGCACGCCAUGGUGCGCUGGGUCCGCAACGCCGGCCCCGCAGGUGUCCCUCUGACCCUCGCCACCAUCCGCGACCACGUCGCGGUCAUUGCGCGCGGUAUGAAUCUGCCCCCCACGUUCCGCUGCUCCGUGGGGUGGGUGCGCCGCGCUAUGCGUCGCCAUGGCAUUCGUUGCCGCAGCGCCACCGGCGAGGCGGCCGACCAGGACCACGCUGCGGUGCGCACUUGCCAGCAGCAACUCCCGCAGCUCCUUAUGUACCUCGCCCUUCGUCCUUGCGACGUCUACAAUUUUGAUGAGACCGCUCUGUACCAAUCCGUCUUGCCGCGCAAGACGUACGGAGGUGCGCGUGUGGCGGGGCGCAAGCUGGCGAAGCAGUGUCUCACCGUCGGGCUUCUUGUUAACGCGGAUGGGAGCCACGCCUUCCGCCCAUUGGUGAUUUCGAAGUCGAAGCGCCCGCGGGAUUUCCUGCCUGACUACGACCCGGAGGAACUCUGUUAUUGGCGUAGCAACGCCAAGGGUUGGAUGACCGCCCCUAUAUUCACUCAUUUCAUUGGCCAGCUCAACGCCGCCAUGGUCGCCGAGGACCGCAACAUUGUCAUAUUAGUUGACAAUGCGAGCAGCCACGCCGUGCAGAGUGAGGAUGCAGAAUCCGAGGACCUGUUCGGAUUCCGCACCCGCAUUCUAGGCAACAUACGCCUUGUCUUUCUGCCGCCCAACACCACGGCAUUCACUCAGCCGCUGGACCAGGGGCUGAUUGCCACCACGAAGGCGCGCUACCGCCAGCACUGGCUCCGCGCGGUCACUACCCUGUGGCAGGAGGGCGGCUCUACCACAGCCUUGGCACGCUUUCGCCCGAACAUGCGGGAUGUCAUCGCAUGGCUCUCUGAGGCAUGGAUGAACAUCCCCGCCCGCACCAUCCAGCGUUGCUGGUGGCGCACAGGCUGCCUGCCCCGCUCCUGGGCAAUGGACCUAGCUCAUGUCGGCCGCGACGGUCUAGCGGCAACAGGCGCCGGCGUGAAUGCCGCGCUCCCCAUCGAUCUCGACGAGGACAUCGGCGACGUGGGCAUCAUGAUCGCCCGGCUUGGCAUCGGGCCAAGCGCAAUGCCCGCCGCCGAGUUCGUCGCCAUCGACGACGACCAGCCAACGUGCGCGGAGCCGGGCGAGGAUCCGCUGGCCAUUGAGCCGCGCACGCCGUAUUCCAGUACGUCAUGGGAACCACCCUCCACCAUGCAGGAGGUUUACGACGACGACCACCCCGAGAGCCGCGAGGCGAGGCGCUAUGCGAGGGCGGCCAGCGAGAUGCUGAUUGGCUAUGCCAAAGCUACCGGCAUCACUCCGCGCAACCUGUGCGCGCUCUUCGAGAUCAAGAACCCCGUCAUCGUCGACCGCAUGGAGCGCGCAAGCCCGGCGCUGAACCUGAACGCCGCGCCUCCUCCCACUGCCCGGAUGCUCGCCUCCGCGAGCGCCGCUCCUUCGCAGGCAACGCCCGACGUCGCGGCCGCGGCGACUCCUCGUCGCCGCGGUCGCGUCCUUCCUGCGUGGAUGACUGCGCCGGCGCCGACCCGCCAGCAGCUCAUUGACUCUGGCGCCCUUGCAAUGGACACGCUAUCAAACCACUUGCUCACCAACGGGCGUGCGUUUCAGAACACAUUCCCUGCUCCUCAUCAGAACGAUUUCGCACUCACAGCCUCCCUCGACGCCGAAAUAGCAAAUCCUGCGCAAAUGUGGCCAUCGCCAUCGCCAUUCGCGGGAGAAACCACUCAAAUUUGCCAGAAGUAUGUUCCUAGCGGUGCUGCGAUUCCACCUCCCAUGGAGGUACUCGAAGCGCCGUCGACCCCUGUGGGGUCCUUUUUCGACCUGCCCACGCUCGUCGGUGGCGAGUUCGUUGCGAGCGCAAGUGCUGCAGUGGCGUGCGUGCCGAACAUCGCGGAAAUACUUUCAAACGGCGAACAAGUCAUCGAACGGCCCGCUGAUCCGCGCCCUUCCGCGGUUGCUUCCGCGGGAGAAGCGAUGCUGCCGACCGGCGCCGGCGCGUGCGACCCUCCAGUGGCGCGCAAUCAGCUCGAGAAAAUGCCUCCCCGCAUUGCUACGGUCGCGCAACGGCAGAGCUCUCCGCUCCGCGCGGCUUCUUCUCCACGCCAGCCUCACACUCCGCCUAAAAAUACCAGCAAUAACGCGGCGACACCUCCGCCAGCCGUGUGUCGCAACUCGGGCGACGUCGCCGCUGCGGUCGCCAUGUCGCAUGGGUCGUCGUGGCGUCGCAGCGAGGACGACGCGACACUUCUUCGCGAUAUUCUUCUGAAAUGUCGUCACGCCACCUCCGGAAAACCAUCCGCUGCGGCGUCCGCCAAAGCUCCGGCUCCGACCGAGCCGCAGCCGCGCGGGUCGACGUGUUCCAGCCUCGGAGGAAGUGAUGACGAUCUUAAUUUCAAAUCAGCGGAAUUGGCCGCGUUUCGAAAGACCCCCACGCCGAAGCGGCUUCGAGGCCCGGAUCACGCGGUCCCCGACAUUCCUCGCGGCGCUUCAUUUUCCCCCGAACGAAUCGUUCCCGACUCGAGCGCCGCCACGAUACCGCCGCGGCGGCCCAUGGCGCAACUGCUAAUGGCACGGCGCUCCGUCGCUCGAUCUACAUCCAUCUCCCGAUCUAGUACUGCCGCGGCGGCCGCGGCAAGGCCUCAUAUUGGUCGAUCCAACACUUCACCUUGCGAGCGCCGACACGCGCCGCAGAACGCCGGCUCGGGGUCUUCGAGUUUGUCGCCGCCGGGAGCGCAAGCGACGGCCGUUGACGGCGGUUCGUCUUGGGGCGACGAAUCGGCUGCCACUAUUCGCAAUUCUAGCAGCUGUCCGGACCUCAGCGUGCAUUGGGGCGCGGCGGUGGAAGGUGACGGGUCAAACCGCGGCGCAACGCACGCUGGCGUUCAAAUCUCUACGGAGGAAUUCAUUGCGACGCCCUCGAAGAGGAAGAACGCGCGCGGCGUUUCGAAGCUGAACGAUGGCGGUUCUCUCGGCGCGACGGCCGGAGUUGCUGCUCUGUCGUACCCCGAGGCGCCUCACACCUCUCAGCCGCCGGAUAUUACGGCGCCGCCGAAGCAGGAAAGCCUGCUGGAUAUGAUAUCGGCCACGGAAACAGAAUCCUUGGAGAAAUUGGAACCGUUCGGGUUUCCGUCCAAUGCAGCAGGAGGUGCUGCUGCAAAUCCGAACUCCGUCCUCCAUCUGGAUUUGGUUGAGCUGGCGCUGAAAAGCCAUCCACAAUCUGGCGCAGCCAAUCAGGGCUCUGCCUUGUCAGCACCUGCGCAGGAAGGGACAGUCAAGAUGGAAGGCAACGCGGCGGUUGGACUCGAUGCAAGCAAUCUCGCUUUUGACGUGCUUCAAUCACAUUAUCAGUUGCUGGAGAAAGAGAUGGAAAUGGAUCAACUUCGACAAUGGCAGCAGCAUCAGCAACUCCAGCGACAACGACAACAGCAGCAAAGGCGGACAACCAAUCGGCAGAUCACACCGAAGAGCAUGAAGGAGAAGCAACGGAGAGAGAAAAUCAGGUCAGUCCUCUCCUCAAACUUGUAA
Messenger RNA from Closterium sp. Yama58-4, 3795 nucleotides. The record is from the annotation of a GenBank genome assembly. Lineage: Eukaryota; Viridiplantae; Streptophyta; Zygnematophyceae; Desmidiales; Closteriaceae.